ACCGGCCGAGUCGAAGGGGAUCUCCCAUUCUCUCUCGCCUCGCCUCGUCUACUUGGUCGAGCACGGCGGCGACGACGGCCUCCGCCGCGACGAUGGCCGCGCGUGUCCCCCGCCUCCUCGUAGCCCUUUUCGCCGUCGCGGUGGCGUGCGCAGGCGCGGCGGCGGCCUAUCAGCCCGGAUCUGCUGAGGGGUACACGAUCGCGGGCCGCGUCAAGAUCGAUGCUGCAAGUGCAAGUGCAAAGGGCUUUGGUCUUCCAGCCAAGACAUCAAACACAAAAGUGAUACUUAAUGGUGGUCAGAGGGUUACAUUUGCCAGGCCAGAUGGCUACUUUGCAUUCCACAAUGUACCGGCUGGUACUCAUUUAAUUGAGGUCUCCUCGUUGGGCUACUUGUUUUCACCAGUUCGAGUAGACAUCAGUGCCAGGAAUCCUGGGCACAUUCAAGCUGCAUUGACUGAAAACAGAAGAGUUCUAAAUGAGCUUGUGUUUGAACCUCUGAGAGAAGAGCAAUACUACGAGACAAGGGAGCCUUUCUCCAUCAUGUCACUUUUGAAGAGCCCUAUGGGUUUGAUGCUCGGUUUUAUGGUCAUAAUGGUCUUUGUUAUGCCCAAAAUGAUGGAGAACAUAGAUCCCGAGGAGAUAAAGCAAGCUCAAGAACAAAUGAGAAACUCCCCUGUUCCAUCCUUCUCUGGCCUAUUAGCCAGAGCAAACAGUUAGACAUACUACAUGGGGAUACUGCACGGUUUAUGUUUAUGAUGGGAUGAAGAGCAGUAUUGAACCGAGCAACACUUGAAUAGAAUCUUUCCCUAGCAUAAGGAGGAAACUCUUCCCCCAUUUAUCUUGUACUUUAAGAUGUAAUAGGUCGGUAGAACCUUCUGAAAUCUCUAGCUGAAGUAGCAAAACAUUAUUAAAUUAUAGCUCAGAGUGAAGUGUUUUGAGUUUUGGGUGUUUGUACAUUUCACUCCUUGUUGAAUCAUUGACUAUGGCCAUACUCAUACUUGAUGUUGACAUACUAUUUACUCAAUACUAUGUAUUUUUGAUUUAAUAAA
Molecule: messenger RNA, 1048 nt
Organism: Oryza brachyantha (malo sina)
Lineage: Eukaryota; Viridiplantae; Streptophyta; Magnoliopsida; Poales; Poaceae
Product: ER membrane protein complex subunit 7 homolog
Exons: 7
Coding region: 93-716 (207 amino acids)
Cellular component (GO): EMC complex
Molecular function (GO): carbohydrate binding
Source: RefSeq, a predicted model, not a curated record